AUGGGAAACUCCCAGACCAAGGAAUCCCGCUCCGCAGUCCCAUCGCGUCAUCGAAAUCAGCAAUCGUCGCCCGGUGCUUCCGAAGGUUCAGGUCGCCCUUAUCAUGGCUCCCGGACAGCCAGAAGCAGUCGGCCGGAUCUUUCCAUCCUCGGCAUCGGCAGCAGUCAUGAUCGCGAGGGGGCCGCCCCGGAGCACAGGCGGGAGACAAAGCAGGAGCGGGAGGCUCGACGCCUAGAGAAGGAGCGGGUCGCUCGUUUGAAGGAGAGAGAACGCAGCAUGAAGGAAGAACAUGUGGAUGGAGGCUACUUGGUCACCCAGGGUGUCUAUGUAGGGACAGAAGACUACAGUAAGCCGGUCGUGCGGCAAUUGAUGAUCGAACGCCGCCUGGCUCCUUUCUGGCGGGGUCUAGAUGACUUCUCGGAGUCAUGGGCUGAGCAUCAGCUGAUGGCGGCUGCGCGAGGGAUGACUGUCCCUCCGCCCGAUGAAAUACCGCCCGAGCUAGAGUAUAAGUUACCCAAGCCGGGGGACAAACCAACUCUCGAUGCGACCAACAUUCAGCAUCUCACAGUACCGAUCGGGUCCAGGUCGCAAUCCUUGAACUCGGACGCUUCCCAGACUUCUAACCCCCCUCAAUCUCUUCCCUCAUCGUCACCAAUUGCAUCUGGAACUUCAACAUCACCGCUUUUCCGAACCAGAGCAAAGACGCUCGCGGGUCUGACCACUUCCAAGCAUAGCUCGCAAACGGAUUUGUCUCCACGAGAACUCCAACUUCCCAAAGACCCGUUUGUCAAUGGACAACCCAUCGAAGUCAACUUGUACAAAGACGCGAGUGAAUGCCCUAUCUGUUUCCUCUACUAUCCCCCGUACCUUAAUCGCACCCGAUGCUGUGAUCAACCAAUCUGCUCUGAAUGUUUCGUUCAGAUCAAGCGUCCCGACCCGCAUCCCCCAGAGCACGCAGAACCCAAUGCGAAUGCGACUUCAACCGAGGGCCAGCAGCAGGCAGAGGCGACAGAGUCACAACUGGUCUCCGAGCCUUCUGCAUGUCCAUUCUGUGUUCAGCCCGAGUUCGGAGUGACUUAUGCGCCACCCACAUUCCGUCGGGGCCUGACUUAUGCGGCUGACCCGAGUGCCCGACUUUCGCCCAACUUCACCUCCCCCGUAUCAUCCACAUCCUCCUUGGGGGUGUCUACUACCAUUCCGGGCCGCCGCCGUGCCACGUCACUUUCUGCCACAGACCCCACUGUGGUCACGACAGACAAAAUACGACCUGAUUGGGCCACCAAGUUGUCAAACGCCCGAGCCCAUGCAGCUCGUCGGUCUGCGGCUGCCACUGCCCUGCACACUGCAGCCUAUCUCAUCAACCCCGGCUCUGGUAAUGAUUCCCGCGGUUUUGGUAUCGGGCGGCGCGGAAUGCGAAGAGCCACCGGCGGAGAAGGAAACAGCGGCCGGACCGCUUCACCCGCCCUCAAUGCGUUGGCUUUCUUGACUGAGCGCUCUGGUUCCGAUCGCACGCCCCCUCGGGUAGCCCACGAUACGGACUCAGCAUCUGCCGAAGAAGGACCUGGUCACCUGGCAGCUCCGCGCUCAAGCUCAAGGCGUACUCGCAUCGAUGAUCUUGAAGAGAUGAUGAUGAUGGAGGCUAUCCGAUUGAGCUUGGCUAGCGAAGACGAGCGUCUCAAGCGAGAGGAGAAGGAGGCACGGAAAGAGGCCAAGAAGAGAGAGAAGGAGAAGGAGAAGGAAGCCAAAAAGGCAGACAAAGUGGCUCGCAAGACUGGAAUGUACAGCAACAAUGCUAGUACCUCCGCUUUGGAAGUCCCUGGCGAGCACAGUCUAGGCACGGUGGCCAGCCACUCGUCCUCCGUCAUUGGCGAGGACCCCGUUGGGGAAGAACUCGCUACUAGUGGCAAGGGCAAAGGUGUUGAUCGUGCGCCAUCGACCGAGAACCUCAAUCCCAACAGCCUUGAUCCUGCCUCUGCAGCGACCUCGGGCGACAAGUCUGAGCCCUCGCGACAAUCUCAAAACCGCCAAGUCUCCAGCGCAUCCUCCUCUUUCUCGUCCCUCGUGGGAACCACCCCGGAAGAGCGCCCUGGCCACACCGCAGAAGCUAGUACCAACUCGGAGCCUAUGUUUAACUUCCGCAGCCUGGCUGCCGUGAUCGGUGACGAGGAGAAGGGCGAUGAAUCUGCAGAGCAUGUCGAGGAUGCUUCACAUAAGUUGCAGUGCGAGGGAUCCUCUUCCAGCGCCACCCCGUCCAUUCACCAGACUGCCCCGGAACACCCUGAAAUCACACCCAUCAUUGAGUCCCGCACAGAGGCACGCGACGGUCCAGGCAGUCUCCCCAAAGAGCUUGAGACCCGCUCUGUCGAAAUCGCCAGCUCGCCCCACCGUCCGGAGGUUUGA
Messenger RNA from Penicillium olsonii, 2400 nucleotides. The record is from the annotation of a GenBank genome assembly. Lineage: Eukaryota; Fungi; Ascomycota; Eurotiomycetes; Eurotiales; Aspergillaceae.